Messenger RNA from Hypomesus transpacificus, 1678 nucleotides. RefSeq names its product leucine-rich repeat-containing protein 74A-like. Gene Ontology annotation, molecular function: protein binding; calcium ion binding. The transcript has 13 exons. Bases 249 to 1634 code for a protein of 461 amino acids. NCBI's taxonomy places the organism in Eukaryota, Metazoa, Chordata, Actinopteri, Osmeriformes, Osmeridae. The record is from RefSeq and is a predicted model, not a curated record.
GUGUAGUUACAGCUGUGGCUCUGCUGGGAGCCAUCCUUCAUAGCGUGAUUUUGCCCUCAACAAAUGUCCCAGCCUUGAAGUGAAUACUGAAAAUCCAAGUGACCCAAGAGCCAGCUGCAGGAAAAUGUAAUGUUCCUGUGCAAUACUUGGUAUCAUAAGUGCUAUGAUCCAUAUGUUCCAAAGAGCCAACAACAAAUGUCUGCAGGAUCAGAAAGUGAGGUUUCAGGAAGGUUCUGAAGGUCAGUGCAAUGUCUGACAACGAGGAGGCACAAACCAGUGAGGAAGAAAAGGAGACAACAGCACCAUCAGACCUGUCCCCAGAGGCCACAGAGCAGGAGGACAGCCCCGCUUCAACCCAAGUGGAGGAGAUCGACAGUGAUGCUGAAUGGGACACUGACCUGGAACCUGAUGAUGCAGACCAGAGGGCCAGACGGGUCACUCCCACUGAGCUCUACCUCCAUGCUUGCCAGCUGUGUGGUGCGGUGCCUGCCUCCUUCUACAUGCGCCGGCUGGGAAACUCCACCCUCAAAAUGAACCACCAUGGCCUGGGACCCCUGGGGGCCAAAGCCCUGGCUAUCGCCCUGGUGUCUGACCUUGAUGUCAUCCAUCUGGAGCUGGAGGAUAACUUCCUGCAGGCAGAGGGAACGCACUACCUCAUGGAGAUGCUGAAUGAGAACUUCACCAUCCAGAGUGUGAAUCUCUCCAACAACCAUCUUCAGUCAAAGGGAGUUAAAUGCAUCACCAAAUUGCUGGCAGAAAAUGUUUCCGUCAAAUCACUGAAAAUGUCAGGAAACGGGUUUGUAGAUGAAGAUGCCAGAACAUUUGCAGAAGCUUUUGCCAACAACUACAGGGUGAAGGAAUUGGUCCUGAGUCACAACCAGUUGUGUGAAAAGGGAGGACAUUAUCUUGGACAGAUGUUGGGCAACAAUGAGGGAAUAGAGGCACUGGACCUGAGCUGGAACCACCUGAGGAUGAGUGGAGCUGUGGCCUUGUGUGCUGGUCUGAAGGUGAACGUGACCCUGAAGCAGCUGGACUUGUCCUACAACGGCUUUGGCAAUGUCGGGGCCCAGGCUCUGGGCGAGGCUUUGCACCACAACAACACCCUGGUGCUGCUGGAUGUCAGCAGCAACCGCAUCAGCGACGAGGGCACUCGGGUGCUCUUCCAGGGCCUCGCCGCCAACGACAGCCUCAGGGUCUUACGGAUGGCCUCUAACCCCAUAACAAAAGUUGGAGCUUUGGCUUUGCUCACCUCCAUGAAGAACAACCCCAAAUCAGCCCUGGAGGAGGUUAACAUCUCAACUGUGCUGGUGAAUGAGCAGUUUGUGGAGCUGCUAGACACGAUCCUUCAGGACCACUCAACUCUGGUGGUCCAGUACCAGGGAGUGAGCGGGUCCAUUACCAGGAAUAAGAAGCCCUCAGAUGCCCUCAAGAUCUUCCAGGGCUACCUGGAUGAGAGAAAGGAAAGUUUUAUGGAUUUCUUCCAAACGUUGGAUAAGGAGGGAACAAUGCAGGUGUCUAACUCAGACUUUAGGAAAGCUGCACAGCAAGCUUGCAUACUUCUGGAUAAGCACCAGCUCGAGUGGUUGAUCCAAAACUUUGACAUGGAAUGCACAGGCAAAAUCAAUUAUAGGUGAGUCUGAUGGUGAAAGUGCAUUUCCCAAUGGAAUAUGACUGAGCU